This is a messenger RNA of Pipra filicauda (Wire-tailed manakin), 6638 nucleotides long. RefSeq names its product IQ motif containing E (gene IQCE). NCBI's taxonomy places the organism in Eukaryota, Metazoa, Chordata, Aves, Passeriformes, Pipridae. Gene Ontology annotation, molecular function: protein binding. Bases 92 to 2089 code for a protein of 665 amino acids. The transcript has 22 exons. The record is from RefSeq and is a predicted model, not a curated record.
GCGGGGCCAUGGCCGCCCCCAGCCCCGACACGGCCCGAGGGGGCCCCCGCGGCCCCGGCGCCCCGUGAGGCCUCCCCGCCGCCCUCCCAGCAUGGCUCGCGGGGCCGGCGAGGCGGCAGCGGAGGGGGAACUGGGAGAUGACAGCCUGUCUGUGAUAACCUGUGAGUCAGACACAGAAAUGAAGUUAAAGAAGAAGAUUUUUCACAAGCCUCCCAAGUCACCAAAGUCUCCCUACAGCUCUAGCACACAACUGUAUCCCAAAAAAGCUGCAGCUUGGCGAUCUCUGCAGGGAACGGGCAGUGCAUGUUCAGAGAGUGCAGCUGUAAAAAAGCCAAGGCAGCUGUGGCUGGAAUCACUGAAACAAGGAAUGAGCCAUCCUCUGAAAUCAGAUGUUGACGUGGGGCAUAUGCGAACCAACAUUUCCAGUAGCACUCCAGAAUAUUUGAAGGAAGCUCUAGGAAUGAAGAAGCCAAAACAUUCUCGUUCUUCUAGUAAUGGCUACAUUCCUGGAACUCCUGACUACAAAGAAAAAGAAGAUAUGUAUGAUGAAAUUAUAGAACUGAAAAAGACAAUACAAGCUCAGAAAAAUGAGGGAGAUCGAAUGAAAACGAAGCUCCGUCGACUGGAACAGGAGAACAAUAGGAAGGAUAAACAGAUUGAACAACUGUUGGAUGCUUCCAGGGGCUCUGAGCUGGCACGAGCUUUAUUAGAAAAGAAGAGUGAUAAUGGAUGGGUGGUCAGUGGAUUAAAGCAGAAUAUUCUCAAGCUUGAACAGCAGUGCAAGGAGAAAGACAACACUAUUAAUGAAUUCCAGGCAGACAUGAAGACCAACAAUUUGGAAGAAGUGAGGUUAGCUAUGGAAACCUACUAUGAAGAGGUUCAUCGCCUCCAACUCCUCCUGGCAAAGUCUGAGACUAUGAGGAAAAAUACAGAGGGCAGAGAUACCCAGAAGCGACUGAAGGCACUGAAUGCUGCUGUCCUGAGAUUGUCCAGGAACAUCAAGGAGUUGCAGACUGAGAAUCGGAGGCUGAAGGAAGAUCUGGAUCAUGUGCUGAGCAGUUCUCCUCCUCCCAGUAAAACAAAAAAUUAUAGUGAGUGGAGCAGACAGAGGCUGGUGAGGCGGAUUUCGGAACUGGAAAAGAAAGUAUGUGCCAUGGAGAGCACCAGGGUGUCACCAGCAGACAGUGAUUCAUCACAGUUGCCUGCUGUGGCAUCUUCACCUUCUGUAGACCUGGAUCAUCCAGCCCCCCAAUAUAUAGACCAUGUUGAGGAAUGUCAUCGUCUCCAAAGGGAAGUGAAGAAACUGAAGAGUGACAGGAAGGCACUUCAAAAUCUCCUACUCAGUAAAGAAUCAGAUAUCAAGCAGUUACUGCAGGCUAAGGCUGAAGUGGAGCUGGAGCUGCAGAAGUGGCAGAGUAAGAUGGAAGAAAAGAGUACGGAAGAACAGACUUUAAGUGAGGAAAUCCAGAACCUGACGCAGAAAGUAGAGAAACUGGAGUCAAAAUUGGAGGAAGAGAAAAGACAAAUGGCAGAAGAUACAAUGGAAAAUCUUCAUAAGUCUUCACCAGUCUGCACAGUUAAAGGCAAAGAAGAUCACAGGGAAGAACAAGCAGCCAAAAUCAUCCAGAGACACUGGAAGAUGUACAAAACCAAGAAAGAAGAAAUUGCUCUGGAUGAGGCAGUUGUGGUGCUGCAGGCAGCUCUCAGAGGACAUUUAGCUCGACAGAAACUGUUACUGAAUAAUGGGACCCAUGAAGCAAAAUCUCUCAACAAGAACUCCUGCGUGUCUUCCAUGUCAGACUCCUUGAGCUUGUCCUCUGAUUGUGAGGAGAGAGAUGAGAUUGUGACGUUCAUUCAGUCCAUUUUCAGGGCUCACUCAGCACGUACAGUUCUGCUUGAGGAGAGGUCUUCUGUGUCCAGUGCACCAAGUGAGAAAGCAGAUUCUGCACUUUACAGUACAGAGAAGAAACCGGUCUCAGCAGCACUCCAGAGACCUCCUUCAGUCCUCAUGUCGCCUCUUCCUGGUCCACUGAGAAAGCCUUCAGGGACUCCCAGGAAAAACAAGCCUUAUGCUGCUCUGUGGACAUAGAAUAUCCCUUUAACUGCUGCCGAGACAUGGGAAUCCUGCAGUCACCUUCCUGUCAAGCAGAGUCCUUGUUGCAGGACUAAAACAGCUGUAAGAGUACAAGAUGAAAUAGUCUGUGUUUGAUGAAUAUGUUAACUAAUUUCACUUUUUUAUUCUUCCUUCUCUGCUCUACUGACAUAUUCUCUGGAUUUCUUAAGACCAAUUUUGGUUUUAAAUCCUAAACACUGGAGGUAAUCCAUGAGGCAUGAAUGGAAAAGUUUUGAUACUAUUUCCUGGAGCAGACUAGCCUUGAAUUCAGUUGAAAGCAAUUAAAUGUUUGUAGUUGUAUUAAAUCAUAAUUUGUCUUCAUCUGAAGUCAGAAUGCCCUUGACUCUUGCAAGCUCUGCAGCAUCUGUUUAUGGAAGGUUUGUCAGCUGAUGAAUUGCUUUCCCAUAUGAACUUUUAAAGAGGGGAAAAAAGGUUUCAUUUGAUGGGCAUCAUUGAGACCUGCAAAGAGCAACAUUUCCAUGUUAAACUCCGGGUUAUUGGUGGGAGGGUUUUCAGGUGUGGUUGGUGGUCAGGUGCUGCAUCGGUUCCUCUGAUGUUUCCUUCUAAUGUUUGCUGAAGUGUUUCUCUGCUGGUAGAGACAGCACCUGACAUCACCUUCCAGAUGUUUGCCCUGUUUACAGGUGUGUGUAAGGCACGUGGCUCUUGGUUAUAUAUGGCUUUUAGCACUUGUUCUGUCCUUGCUGUGCACAAAGGAAUAGCCUUGAAUGGUGAGUGUUGCUGUGUUCUUACUAAUUACACUCUGUUGUAGUCCACUGGUUAAGUUGCUCCCCUUGCCCCUCUCACAGCCUGUCUUUCCCAAUUUCCCAAUCGCCUUUUUCAAAUCAAAGUGUGUGGAUUCCCACUGGUCUCCAGGACAGCAUUUGUGUUGUUCCCCUCACUAGAGCUGUGUAUAAACAACCUUCCUCUGCCAAGGUGUUGCUCAGACUGUAACAGCUCCCCUUCUAUUUGGGAGGAUUUUGCCAACACGCCUCACAGACACGUUGUGCCAGGUACCACAUAAGCCCUUGUAGGGCUUCUAUUGUUGGUAGUGUGAACAGAUGUGUCAUAAAAUCUUGAUGCUCAAAAUGGUCUGGGGAGAACCAGGAGGGACAUCAUGUCCAUUGUCAAGGGCUGCUUACUCCCCUCUCUAUCAGCCAGAUAAUCCCACACCUGGAUCUCACUCCUCUCCCUUCCUCAGCCCGUCAUCUCUGCUUCACUAAUGUAACAGAGCUUGAAGGUUUUUUCUGCAAUAUGACUUCAGGGAUGAGAUACUGUAAAAUCUGUCACUUGGUUACAGUGCUGGUUUUAAAAAGACUGUGUUUGAAUGGCCUCUAGGUAUAUGUGUGGAAAAUUAGAAUAGCUCUUAAUAAAUGGGAUUGUCCAUGAAUGCCUGUAGUACAACACUGUGCACAAACAUUGCUUAGCAUUGCCAUUAUCUAGCAAUAAUCCUUAUUUGGAUCUUACACAAAUUGUGGCAGAACCUUCUAUUUAUCUAACCUGGAAAUUUUUCCUGAGCAGGCUCUCUAUAAUUUACUCACAGAAUUGGCAGUUUUCUUCCCUCUCUCGGCAGAUAUUUAAUAGCCACAUAUUGCAUUUCCAUGCUAGUAAACCUUCAUUAUUAUACAAAGUGUACCAGAAUGUUAUGAAGAAAUACCUUAAAUAAUUAAACAGAAACUAUGAGUGACAAAACAAACCAACAAAGUCGAAUUUAAGCUGUAUGACUCUUUCCUUUUUGUAUUCACUUAUUUGCUAAUUUGCUGAACUUACUGGACUGCAAAUAGGUCUUGCUGUGAUUAGAGAGAGUUUGCCAAGUUCCUUUGUAAUUGUUUCUUUGCAAUUAACUAAAUAAUAGAAUGUUCUGUGUGGCUCUCUGGGGAAAGGAGCGGGCAGGUGCUUUUGCAAUAGGAUUUCCACAUCUUCCACCCAUUUCCCUGGAAUUCACAGAGUUUAAAAAGACUGGUAGAACAUGAGAGAGAGAGAAUAUUGCCUCAGGACUGGAAAUGAGAGAAUUAACCUUUUCUUGUGCCGUUUUUGAGUUUGCUUACAGUGUUUUAUGCUGGCCCUGGUAGUGGCUAUUCUUUGUGCAAACCUAAAAGUCCCUGGGAGGAUGUCAGAGGAAAGUAAUGAAGACCCGAAUGUUCCUGCCAGCAGAUGCCUUCACUCAGGGGAAAUCCUUCAAGCUGGGAGGAGAAGUCAGCUGGGAAGAUCCCUGGCAACGUGGCUUUGCUGGGAAGAGGGGAGGCUGAGGACUGAGCUGCUGUGGAGGGGGCAGCAAUAACUGGGGGAGGCUGGAGAGCAGCCCUGGCUUUGUUAUUUCCUUUGACUUUGAGCAGAAAAUUACAGAGGAAGCCCUGGGAGGAGAGGAAGGGUAAUUUUAAUGGAGGCACAGUCCAGCUCAGCGGGAAGGAGGCACAGCUUGAUGUAAGGGCAGAGUUUGUGGAGUGGCAGAGCCAGAGGUGUUGCCUAACAGUGGCAGCUGAGUGCAGAGACAUGAUCGUCUCACUGACCUCCCUCUGACUGUCCAUAAUUUAGUCCCUGUCUCAAGAGGGUAACUCACCCAUCUGCUGGGACUCGGAGUUCAAAUUUGCCUUUUUUGGGUUUUUUUUGGAUCUGUAUUUUGGCUAAAACCUUUUGUAGCACGUAUUAGGUCUGACAGUUGGGAGGACUCCUCACUCCACAGUAUAUUGAAAGCUGAAUUAUUUAAUUUCAGAGUGAAUAACAAAAGCUGAGGAUAUGGGAUUGCUGUUUCAAAAAGUGCUCUCAUUGCCAGCAUCACAUCAGCAGUAGGGAUGUCUGCAGUAGAAAGAAGCUUGUGAAGAGUGAAAAAUGCUACAUUUCUAGGAGUGCUUCUGCAGACUGCUCGAUGGCCUCACGAGGAUGGAGAACAGUGCUGGCUGCCUUAUUUUGGAGGUUUAAACCAGUCUGGUUUAUCUUCGUUUUCUUUAAUUUGGAGUAUUUCAUGUUUGCCCAUUUUGUCCAGUGAUUCUUUAGCAAAGCCACUGUCAGAGCAAUUUAGUGAAUGCUAAUACAGCUCUUUGGGUUACUUUUCAGCAGGAUUACCGGUGAACAAGCUGACAUUUGCAGUCUGCUUUGGUUGACUGUAGAACAGCUUUCCAUGCAAGGGUGAUUUACUGUUAGAUUUUGUUCCUGGGAUGUCACAGCAAUGUCAUGUUUUGUUCAUUUUGCUUUGGCGAAACAGAGUGAACCUAUUUGUGUGGGAAGGGAAAAAGGCUGCUAUAAUCUAAACAUGAGAACCCUGAUAACUCUCUUGUUGUCAUGUAAUUAAGAAUCACCUGAAUUGAAUCAAAUGCUAGACAUCCCAGGAUUGCAAACAUUGCUUCUGGAGGUGGUACAACAGGCUGAAGUGCCUUGCAAUGGAAAGUAUGGUUGGUGCUGGAUCUUGUGGUUUGUCUCUCAUUCCUAUUUUGCUGAAUCCAUUUUACUCUUCUUUUCCCCAUAUCAUUAUAAAUAAUUGUGGUGGAGAAAUGAAAACUGUUGAUGCCUCUGUUUCUCCAUAAUCCCAAAUGCUCAUUCUACUAUAAUUUAAUCCAGUUGUCUCCGCAGCAAAAGGCCGAGGGAGAGGCAUGAACACCAGCACUGCUGAGCUGCUCCCUUUCCCACUUACCCCUGUCCCCAUUAUGGUGCCUCAAACUGGGUCUGACACGCUGGUGUCGCACCCCCACGUAACAGCAUCCAGCUUUUUCUCUCGUCUGUUCCAAAACAUUUCAUUUGGUUUGAUUUACAUCAACUCCAUCGAACAGGAUCUCGGUGUGGAGUGUUUGCUGCAUCUGCUUCUAUUCCUUGUCCAUCAUUUGCUGACGAAGGUACUUGGCCUUGCAGCCCAGUGGGGGUUUUGUGUCAUUCCAGAGGCAGCAGUAACAUCUGCAGGACAGAUCCCAGCCCUGGGUGUUUUAGCGCCAAAUUGCAUAAACUCUGUGCCAUAAGUGGCUUAUGCAGAGAUCUCUCACUCCCAGCGAGGUCUCUCCGCUCCUUGUCUUUGGGAUUUUAGAACUGGAGGUGAAAUACAUUGGAUCACUGGCCUUUAAAAUAAUUCCUUCUUCAUCCUCGCUGGCGUUGUGAGAAAAAAAAAUUAAAAUAACAGGGAAGAAAACUAAAUUAGCUGAUGUUGAGCUGUCCUUUUGCAGAAAAUAAACCCUUUUCUUGGAGAAAGCUGGAGGGGAGUUGAGGUCUUGUAUCUUGUACCCUCGUAUAUCUUGUACUUGGGCUCACCCUGCGUGGUGUGAACCCUCUGACGUGUGCCUUAAUGCUAUUUGGGAGUGAUAAGAUUUCCUUUUAGCUAUGCUGAUAAUACUCAUACGAAAAUCCCGUCCCAGUCAAAAGCUAUUAAAGUUGAUGUUAUAUUUCAGAACAUCAGCAGAAAUAUGUUUAUUUGGUCUCCUAAGGUGUUAAAUAGCCUAUUUUGGCGUUUUUUGCUCUCCUUAUUUAUGAAACGCAUCAGUCGGGACAACAUGAAGUAUGAAAUCCUGGCUGCGCUUGGGAAAAGUAAUAAAAUCAUACUUGCAAA